Messenger RNA from Hypoxylon trugodes, 468 nucleotides. RefSeq lists its product as uncharacterized. The record is from RefSeq and is a predicted model, not a curated record. NCBI's taxonomy places the organism in Eukaryota, Fungi, Ascomycota, Sordariomycetes, Xylariales, Hypoxylaceae. Bases 1 to 468 code for a protein of 155 amino acids. The transcript has a single exon.
AUGCGAGCAUCAACCAUCCUAGCCCUCCUCACCAGCAGCGCCUCCGCACUAGUCAUCAUAACCCCCAGCACCAGCACCACCACAACCAGCGCAACCCAAACCUCCACCCCUGGGGGUAACGAAGACUGGAUCACCGUAACGCCCGUAACCCUCACCCCCACCAACCAAGCCGCCGAAAAAUGGAUCACCGUCACUCCCGUGACGCUCUCCACCACCUACGACAAGCGUGCCAAGGAUUGGAUCACAGUAGCCCCGGUAACACUCUCCACUACCUAUGAGAAGCGCGAUGAGGAUUGGAUUACCGUAACCCCCGUUACUCUAAGCACUAGCACGAGCUACGCGGAUGAGGGGGAGAAGUAUAUCACCGUCACGCCUGUGACUUUGACUACUAGCUAUGAAAAACGUGGCGAGGAUUGGAUUACUGUGACUCCGGUUACGUUGAGUGCUACUUACAACAAUGGAUGGUAG